This is a messenger RNA of Oryzias latipes (Japanese medaka), 1677 nucleotides long. RefSeq names its product chromobox homolog 1b (HP1 beta homolog Drosophila) (gene cbx1b). The record is from RefSeq and is a predicted model, not a curated record. NCBI's taxonomy places the organism in Eukaryota, Metazoa, Chordata, Actinopteri, Beloniformes, Adrianichthyidae. Gene Ontology annotation, cellular component: nucleus.
CACCCGCUGCUCUGUCUGUGAGGAAGCAGUGCUGCCGGGAUUCAACGGACGUUGUCUCUUCUUCUCUCUCAAGACGACGAAGGGGCGGACACGACACAUUUCCCUGUAGUCAAGCUAGCGGCGCAUUUCGACAACAAAUCAACCAAAACAACCGCGCAGCUUUUGCACAACUGCAUGCUCGCCACAGUCCAGUUGUGGUAAUUUGGUGCGGGUGGAAGUUUGACAUUACAAAUCACGGAAGCUGCGGGUGCCCAGGUCUACCUGACGAGUAUGAGCCAGACUGCAGAACCCUCUAACGAUGGUCCCGUUGUUACAGAAGAAGCCAAGCUGACAGCAGUGGAGAAAAAAGACAAGAAGGCGGAAGAUGUGGCAGAAGAAGAGGAAGAGGAAGAAGAGUAUGUGGUGGAAAAGGUCCUUAACCGUCGAGUGGUAAAAGGGAGGGUGGAAUAUCUGCUCAAGUGGAAAGGCUUCUCUGAGGAAGACAAUACAUGGGAGCCAGAGGACAACUUGGAUUGUCCAGAUUUGAUAGCAGAGUUUUUGCAGUCCCAGAAAGCAGCGCAUGAUGGAAAACGGAAGGCUGCAGGAGAUGCAGAAGGAGAUGACAGUAAAUCAAAGAAGAAGAAAGACGAUACUGAGAAGCUGAGGGGCUUUGCUCGCGGCCUGGAGCCAGAGAGGAUCAUCGGAGCCACAGAUUCCACAGGAGAACUCAUGUUCCUCAUGAAAUGGAAAAAUUCAGAUGAAGCCGACCUGGUGCCGGCUAAAGAGGCCAACGUCAAGUGUCCGCAAGUGGUCAUCUCCUUCUACGAAGAGAGACUCACCUGGCACUCGUAUCCCUCUGAAGACGAGAAGAAGGAUGACAAAAACUAGAAAAGAGAGCUAGUUUGGAUUGAACUUGAUUGUACUUUAAAGGUGGGCUUCUGGAGGGGCUGCAGACCAGCAGGACAUCAUUGGACUCAUAUUGGUGCUUUACCAUUCAUUCCAUUCUUUUUUGUGGAUAUGAUCUUAAAAAAAUGUAUGCUUCAAGUGUGUGCAGCAACAGCUCAAGCAGUGUUAGUUUCCUGCAUCCAUUCCAGUCCAGUUGUUUUUGAAACGGUUGCUCUCCUCGUGCAUGCUUACAGGUUUACAGGUCGCAGCUUUGCUGUCAUUUUUGUCGUGAUGCCAGCCAGUGGAGUUACCGUUUUUAUUUCCCGUCAAAUUUAAACUUCACAAGAUAAAAGAUUCCUCUCUGUGCAUUUCCUUUUAGAAAACACGACUAUUUACCGCCCCAAUGUUACAUGUAUGACGAGGUGAAAAACUGGGCCUUUUUCUACUUGACUGUAAAGUGUGAAGUGCACCAGUUAAAGCCAGAUUGAAAUUUCAAUUCAUUAACAAUUUUGUAAAAAAAAAAGAAAAAAAAGUCAAACAUUUAAGAACAAAAAAAGAAAACCAAUGUUUUGAAAUCACAAUAUUUCAAAGUUAUUAAAAAAGUAAAUGAAUACUUACUGGCCUUUAAGUGACCUUUUUAUGUCUUUCAGAGUGUGCUAACAUUUAAUUUCAUUGAUGUUUUUGUUGUUUCAUUAGGAAUUGUUAGAUUUACAAACCAGUCUGUGGUUCAUCUGUUCAGUGGAAUCUUUGUAGUGUUUUUCUUCAUGUCUUGCUUCUCACUUUUCAAAAAUUAAACAAUGUUUUGUUAUAAAA